UGCCGCUUGUUAACGGAGUUAGUUUUGGGGAGCUGUAGGUUGCAGAGACGUAUAAUUAGGUUUGAGUUUCACCUGACUGUUUCGUUUCCUGUAUUUCUGAUCUCACAGUAGAACCAAUGCGUUUGUAUAUUGCUGCGGUUCUUUUUUGGACUGUUAUAGCUGCAGAGGGGAAAGCAGUCCCUUCUCUGCCAAAUUUUGGGAACAGCUAUCAUGUCAAAGGGGUCAUCUCUCUGCCCUAUGCUGAAAUCAAGGAGCCAUUUGAGGCCUGGUUAGACGUGGUGGCAAAGUCCAGCCGAAUAGACUACUACCAUGGCCAGGUGUCGACUUAUCAGUUGGGGGCGGAGCAGCAGUGGGGCGUUGCCUACAAAAUCACUCCUGAGACCACCGAGGUAGAGCAGAAUGUGAUGAAGUGUUUCCAGGCCAACGGAACAAAGGACGAAGCGGUCACACCGCAGGUGUCGCUGCCCGAUGUGCAGGGCUUCCAGUUCCUGAGGAUGGAGUACUAUGGAGGUUCCUUGUGUGAAGUUUGGCAGAACGUGACCACUGUGGGUUACAAGAAGAACACAUACACAUUGUGGGUGACUCAUUCAGAGGGAGGUGCAGAGGACAAAGACGAGACUGCCGUACCCCUCCAUUAUGAGAUGAUGGGAUACAACACCCUGCUGGGGUCACAUUACGACAAAUACUUGGUGGACUACAAAGAGUUCAGCACCCAUGUGGACCCGAAAGUCUUCUCGCUGCCUGAAGGGAUGAGUUGUGGGGGCUUUCCCGGUCCAGGAGUGGAGCACCACAUGUUGGCCAAUCCAAUGAAAGAUCUCAUCCACACCUCAGCAUCAGGCCAGUCUCAGCGCAUGUUCAGCCAUUUCAAGGAGAAAUUCCAGCGUCGGUACAGCGAUGACAGAGAGCACGAGGAAAGGCAGCACGCCUUUGUUCAUAAUCUCCGGUAUGUCCACUCCAAGAACAGAGCCGGGCUGCCCUUCUCUCUGGCUCUGAACUCUCUGUCAGACCGCACCAUGUCGGAGCUAGCCACCAUGAGGGGAAGGAAGCGGGGAAAGACCCCAAACAGAGGUCUCCCCUUCCCCGCAAAGAUUUAUAACGGGGUGAAAGUACCUGAGUCACUUGACUGGAGGCUUUAUGGUGCUGUGACUCCAGUGAAGGACCAGGCCAUCUGCGGCUCCUGUUGGAGCUUCGCCACCACUGGAGCAGUAGAGGGUGCUCUCUUCCUAAAGACGGGCUCCCUGCAGGUUCUCUCUCAGCAGAUGCUGGUGGACUGUUCCUGGGGUUUCGGCAAUAACGGCUGUGACGGAGGGGAGGAAUGGAGAGCGUACGAGUGGAUCAUGAAACAUGGAGGCAUCGCCACAACAGAAACUUAUGGCGCCUACAUGGGAAUGAAUGGAUUUUGCCAUGUGAACGCAUCCCAGCUUACUGCACAUAUCCAGAGCUACACCAAUGUCACAUCAGGAGAUGCAGAGGCCCUUAAGAUGGCGCUCUUCAAAAACGGGCCGGCGGCCGUCAGUAUUGAUGCUUCACAUCGAUCAUUUGUUUUCUACAGCCACGGUGUCUAUUAUGAACCUGCUUGUGGUAACACCACUGAUGAUUUGGACCAUGCUGUGCUUGCAGUGGGAUACGGCACCCUGAAUGGGGAGCCAUACUGGUUGAUAAAGAACUCCUGGUCCACUUACUGGGGCAAUGAUGGCUACAUCCUCAUGUCUAUGAAGGAUAACAACUGUGGCGUCACCACUGAUGCUACAUAUGUUACACUGGCUUAGACAUUUCCUCUGAAUAAGUAUCUGUCUGUUAAUGCCUCUAUGUGGGUGCCUGGGGAUGACUGACAUGUGGGAUGUGUUGAGAUGUGGUUAUCACAUCAAACUGAGCUGUGUGGUGGUAAUUAUGUGUUAAACGCUGCAGCUGAAUGGUGCCAGAGUGAAUUGAGAUGCUGCACAAUCCGCACACAAGUACAACACGUUCACUUUUUCAAACAUGGUGUUGACAGGUUUAUUGCUAGUGGCACAUAGCUUCAGUGCCUUCAUUUGAGUUGUACAUUUUGUGACACAUUUCCACUUGCACUUUCGCUACUUUAUAAUUUGUUGCAUUCAGAUGCACUGGGCUGGAAUCAAUGCAAUUAAAAAAUUGGAAAGUUUUCCGUUUUUUGGCUUCCAUGACAUCUCUGGUUGAUCUAACUCACAUUCUGUGGGCAGCAGUAAGUCAUGCUUUCUAAAUCCAUGCAAUGGAAUAACAGGUUAUCCCCUCCACAAAUGCAGUUUACACAUUCAAUGCA
This is a messenger RNA of Chelmon rostratus (copperband butterflyfish), 2278 nucleotides long. RefSeq lists its product as uncharacterized. The record is from RefSeq and is a predicted model, not a curated record. Gene Ontology annotation, biological process: immune response. NCBI's taxonomy places the organism in Eukaryota, Metazoa, Chordata, Actinopteri, Chaetodontiformes, Chaetodontidae. The coding region runs from base 117 to 1769 and encodes 550 amino acids. Gene Ontology annotation, molecular function: cysteine-type endopeptidase activity. Gene Ontology annotation, cellular component: lysosome. The transcript is spliced from 11 exons.